This is a messenger RNA of Podarcis raffonei (Aeolian wall lizard), 936 nucleotides long. Its product is annotated as olfactory receptor 10A4-like. Bases 1 to 936 code for a protein of 311 amino acids. The transcript is spliced from 2 exons. Gene Ontology annotation, molecular function: G protein-coupled receptor activity; olfactory receptor activity. NCBI's taxonomy places the organism in Eukaryota, Metazoa, Chordata, Lepidosauria, Squamata, Lacertidae. Gene Ontology annotation, cellular component: membrane. Gene Ontology annotation, biological process: G protein-coupled receptor signaling pathway. The record is from RefSeq and is a predicted model, not a curated record.
AUGGAUGGUAGGAACCAGUCGUCUGUGUCUCAAUUCAUUUUUGAGCCGUUAACUGAUGUACAUUCUAUAAAGAUCAUCCUAUUCCUGCUGGUGCUGACUUUGUACCUUAUGAUCUUGAUGGGAAACACUUUCAUCAUCAUUGCUACUUUAACCAAUUCUGCUCUUCAUUCCCCCAUGUAUUUCUUCCUUCGGAAUUUAUCUGUCUUGGAGAUUGGUUACACCUCGACAAUAAUCCCCAAAUGGCUCUCAAAUCUUCUGUCGGAAGACAUGAGCAUCUCAUUCAUUGGCUGUGCCACACAAAUGUAUUUCUUUGGUUCCCUCGGAAUAGCAGAAUGUUGCUUGUUGGCCGCCAUGGCGUAUGAUCGCUACGUGGCAAUAUGUCACCCUUUGCAUUACACAGUCAUUAUGAACAAGACCAUUUGUCUGAAGAUUUCUGUGGCCUGCUGGCUCACUGGAGUGCUGGUGGUUUUGGUACCAGUAACAUUCAUAUUCACUCUACCUUUCUGUGGGCCCAACAGGAUCAACCACUUCUUCUGUGACCUUCCACCACUUCUGAGUCUUGCCUGUUCAGACACUUUUAAGAAUGAGAUCAUAAUGUUCACUGUCACUGUAGUCUUCAUAAUGCUACCCUUUAUGCUUAUUCUCAUCUCCUACACCCAUACUAUCAUGAAGAUGUCCUCUGCCACCAGCAGAAGCAAAGCCUUCUCCACUUGUUCUUCUCACAUCACAGUGGUAACUCUGUUCUAUGGAGCUGGAGUUUUAGCAUAUUUAAGACCUAAAUCUGAUUAUUCAGUGGAAACUGGCAGAGUGCUCUCAUUUUUUUACACUGUUGUUUGCCCUAUGAUGAACCCUUUAAUCUAUAGCCUCAGGAACAAAGAAGUGAAAGAUUACCUGAAGAGGCUGAUGGUCAGAAAAAAUAUUUUUUCUAGAUUGUAA